AAGUGGAGCCGCCGUCUGCGCCGCAGCCGUCGCGACCUCCGCAGCGGAGUUCAGAGGCCCGGCGGCCGGGAGCUUCCCACACGGUGGCUGAGAUGUCGUCAGCUACGGCUUUUUACCUUCUCUCCACCCUGGGAGGGUACCUGGUGACCUCUUUCUUGUUGCUCAAAUACCCGACCUUGCUGCAUCAGAGAAAGAAGCAGCGAUUCCUCAGUAAACACAUCUCUCACCGCGGAGGUGCUGGAGAAAAUUUGGAGAAUACAAUGGCAGCAUUUCAGCAUGCAGUGACCAUUGGAACUGAUAUGCUGGAGUUGGACUGCCACAUCACAAAAGAUGAGCAAGUUGUUGUGUCACAUGAUGAGAAUCUAAAGAGAUCCACUGGGGUCAAUGCAAACAUCUCAGAUCUCAAGUACUGCGAACUCCCACCUUACCUUGGCAAACUGGAUGUCACAUUUCAAAGAGCAUGCCAAUGUGAAGGAAAAGAUAACCGAAUUCCAUUACUAAAGGAAGUUUUUGAGGCCUUUCCUAACACUCCCAUUAACAUCGAUAUCAAAGUCAACAACAGCGUGCUGAUUAAGAAGGUUUCAGAGUUGGUGAAGCAGUACAGACGAGAACAUAUAACAGUAUGGGGUAAUGCCAGUUAUGAAAUUGUAAGAAAAUGCUACAAAGAGAAUUCAGAUAUUCCCAUCCUCUUCAGUCUACAACGUGUUCUGCUCAUUCUUGGCCUGUUCUUCACUGGUCUCCUGCCCUUUGUGCCCAUUCGAGAACAGUUUUUUGAAAUCCCGAUGCCUUCUAUCAUAUUGAAGUUGAAAGAACCACACACAAUGUCCAGAAGUCAGAAGUUUCUUAUUUGGCUUUCUGAUAUUUUACUAAUGAGAAAAGCUUUGUUUGACCACCUCACUGCCCGAGGCAUUCAGGUGUAUAUUUGGGUCUUAAAUGAAGAACAAGAAUACAAAAGAGCUUUUGAUUUGGGAGCAACUGGGGUGAUGACAGACUAUCCAACAAAGCUUAAGAAUUUUUUACAUAAUUUUUCAGCAUAGGAAAGGAAGUACUCAGAAACAAACGUUCAAAUAAAAAGUGAAAAGACCUAAGGGGAAAAAAUUUCAUCAUCAUUUUCCUAAGCCAUUUCCAGAAUGGUAAAAGGUUUAACCAGUUAAGUUUUUAUUACCUCAUUUUUAAGCUGUCUGAGAAUGUAGAAACUAUAUAUUGUAUAUUUAUUUUAAACAAUAUUGCAUAUUUUGCAUUUGUAAAUAGUUUGUUUAGAAAGAUUAUUGAUCAGAAUUUCUGUAUAUGAUUCUAUUAUAAUAAGUAAUUCUGAAAUCAAAGACUAUUGGAUAAUUUCACUGGAAUAAGGUCAGCUCAUUAGUAAAACAAAACUAUCGAAGGCCAUUAUUGCUAUUUUGAGUUGUCUUGUUAUUUCUAGUGGAAAGAGAGCUUAUAAAUCAUUGAUGUGGUUAUCUGACAAGCUGUACAUGUUAACAGGAGACAGACUGAGAGAAUAAACCAAAAGUUUAUUACUUGAUCAAAAAUAAAAUCUGUAGACUGAACUAGAUUUCUUAGUUUGUUGUUAAUGGGGACAUUCUGUUCCGAAUCUUCUUCAGGCAUGUAACAACACUAUCAUGUUUUUUGUUUUCUUGUUUUUGGUAAACAUUAAAAUUGGACUUAUCAAGUAUAAAUGAAGACAAGAUCCAAACAGUCAUAUUUUUAUGUUUCCUGUAAAGAAGUGCAAAUUUUCUAUUUUGGUCAAUGACUAAAUGUUUGGGCCUACAUCUAAAUUUUAAAUAACAUCUUGAUUCCUGAUUUUCAUAUGAAACUGAAAAAAAGUGCAUAUCAUUGUUUUUAAUACUUAUAGUAUAAAUCACCUGUUCCUGAUCUUUAAGAAUUUAUUCUUCUGAGUAUUAACUUGGAAAUAUAAUUUCCCAAAGCAUUAGCCAUCACUUUCUCAACUUUUCUGAUGUGACCUUAUG
Molossus molossus (Pallas's mastiff bat) is the source of this 1964-nucleotide messenger RNA. RefSeq names its product glycerophosphodiester phosphodiesterase domain containing 1 (gene GDPD1). Bases 93 to 1037 code for a protein of 314 amino acids. Lineage: Eukaryota; Metazoa; Chordata; Mammalia; Chiroptera; Molossidae. Gene Ontology annotation, molecular function: phosphoric diester hydrolase activity; phosphatidylcholine lysophospholipase A1 activity. Gene Ontology annotation, cellular component: endoplasmic reticulum membrane. Gene Ontology annotation, biological process: glycerophospholipid catabolic process; N-acylethanolamine metabolic process. The record is from RefSeq and is a predicted model, not a curated record. The transcript is spliced from 10 exons.